CAUCUGUUAACAAGCUAAAAGUGACAAAACCAUGGCUCAGUUUCCAACACCUUUUGGGGGCAACCUGGAUAUCUGGGCUAUUACUGUGGAGGAGAGAGCUAAACAUGAUCAACAGUUCCAUAGUCUGAAACCAACAUCUGGAUUUAUCACUGGUGAUCAAGCUAGAAACUUUUUUUUUCAAUCUGGGUUACCUCAACCGGUAUUAGCACAGAUAUGGGCUCUAGCUGACAUGAACAAUGAUGGGAGGAUGGAUCAGUUGGAGUUUUCAAUAGCUAUGAAACUUAUCAAAUUAAAACUACAAGGUUAUCAGCUCCCAUCUUCACUGCCUCCUGUCAUGAAGCAGCCACCUAUUGCUCUGCCUGGUGCACCAGGAUUUGCCACGUUGCCAAAGAGUUCUUCCUUUAGUAGAUCUGGUCCGGGAUCACAGCUGAAUGCAAAACUGCAAAAGGCGCAGUCGUUUGAUGUGGCUAGUGUGCCUCCUGUGGCAGAGUGGGCUGUACCUCAGUCAUCAAGACUGAAGUACAGACAGCUGUUCAAUAGCCAUGAUAAAACAAUGAGUGGACACUUAACAGGUCCGCAAGCAAGAACUAUUCUUAUGCAGUCAAGUUUACCCCAGACUCAGCUGGCCACAAUAUGGAAUCUUUCUGAUAUCGAUCAAGAUGGAAAACUUACAGCCGAGGAGUUUAUUCUGGCUAUGCACUUAAUUGAUGUAGCUAUGUCUGGUCAGCCGCUGCCACCUGUACUGCUUCCAGAGUAUAUUCCACCUUCAUUUAGACGAGUACGCUCUGGUAGUGGCAUAUCUGCUGUAAGUUCAGGAUCUGUAGACCAAAGGUUACCAGAAGAACCAGCAUUAGAAGAAGAACAGCAGCAACUGGAAAAAAAAUUACCAGUUACAUUUGAAGAUAAAAAACGGGAAAACUUUGAACGCGGCAAUCUAGAACUUGAAAAACGAAGACAAGCUCUCCUGGAACAACAACGCAAAGAACAAGAACGUCUAGCCCAGCUGGAACGGGCAGAGCAGGAAAGGAAAGAACGUGAGCGACAGGAGCAAGAACGUAAAAGACAACUAGAACUAGAGAAACAGUUGGAAAAACAACGAGAAUUGGAACGUCAGAGAGAAGAGGAAAGGAGGAAAGAAAUAGAAAGAAGAGAGGCUGCAAAACGGGAACUUGAGAGGCAGCGGCAACUUGAGUGGGAGCGUAAUCGUCGGCAAGAGCUCCUAAAUCAAAGAAACAAAGAACAAGAGGACAUAGUUGUUCUGAAGGCAAAGAAGAAGACCUUAGAAUUUGAGCUGGAAGCUCUAAAUGAUAAAAAAAAUCAAUUGGAGGGAAAGCUUCAGGAUAUCAGAUGUCGGCUGUCUACCCAAAGACAAGAAAUUGAAAGUACAAAUAAAUCUAGAGAACUGAGAAUUGCAGAAAUCACACAUUUACAACAGCAGCUGCAG
Apaloderma vittatum (bar-tailed trogon) is the source of this 1444-nucleotide messenger RNA. Its product is annotated as intersectin-1-like. The transcript has 12 exons. Gene Ontology annotation, cellular component: plasma membrane; presynaptic membrane; clathrin-coated pit. Lineage: Eukaryota; Metazoa; Chordata; Aves; Trogoniformes; Trogonidae. The record is from RefSeq and is a predicted model, not a curated record. Gene Ontology annotation, molecular function: protein binding; calcium ion binding; molecular adaptor activity. The annotation marks the transcript as partial. Gene Ontology annotation, biological process: endosomal transport; clathrin-dependent synaptic vesicle endocytosis.